GGCGGAGCCUGCUGAGACCAGGAAGAAGUGAGCAGUGGCUGCAGAAUGGCAGCUCGCUACUGGGACAAACUGCAGGAUCUGAGCCAGAAAUACAAGGACUAUGUCAUUCAGAACCCCACAGGGGCCACCCAGCUGGAGAGUGCUGUGCGUAUGCUCUCCUACCUCAUAGCAGGCCGGUUUGCUGAUUCCCACGAGCUCUCUGAACUUGUGUAUUCAGCCUCCAACUUGCUUGCUUUGCUCAAUGAUGGGAUCCUGAGGAAGGAGUUGCUGGCCCCCCCACCUACUGAAGGUUCUAGACGUCGCCUCCUUACUUGGCUGGGGGUCCUGGAAAGCCUAGAGGUUUUCAUUGAGAUUGGGGCUGCCCGGGCAUGGGGGGAGAGGACGAGGUGGGCAGCCAUCCUCAUUAUCCAGCUUCUGAAGGCUUGCCUACGGAUUGUACUGCUGUUCUGGUACAGAGCUGGAAUACAGAGCUCCCCCCCAGUGACCCCACUGGAUAGAGAGGGAAUCCUUAAUCAGGCAGAAGACAACAGCAAUAGUGGCAGUUCCUGUUUUGUGGGGAGGAGAUCAAGCCGAGCCGUGCGUUCCCUGGAUGACUCCACUUCCAGCCACAGACGCUUCUGGCGGAGCCCCCAGAUCCAUGAUGGAAAGCAGCGGAACACUGGGGAGACUGAGAGCGACAAAGAUGGCUCCGAGCUGGGAACACUGGGCACCUUGGCAGAGGCGAUUCAUAUCCUGCGCCCUAUCACACACCUGCUUAGCCUGGCCACGUGGGGUCAGAAGUCUUGGAAGCCAUGGAUGGUGGCAGCUGCUCUGGAUAUUACCAGUAUAUCUCUGCUUAGCGACGUCCGCAACUUGAGCCGCAGAGAGCGAGCAGAACUCAGACGGCGAAUGUUCCUCCUACUGUAUUACCUGCUGCGCUCCCCCUUCUACAACCAUUACACUGAGACGCGUCUCCUCUUGCUGCUUCGCCUGCUGGGAGACUAUGUACCGGGCGUGGGGCUGGUGGCACGCCCACUCAUGGACUACCUACCUGUCUGGCAGAAGAUCUAUUUCUAUAACUGGGGCUGAAAGCAGUCUGAAUGGACAACGGACAGAUAUCGAUUACAUAACAUAAGUGGGUACAUUCAGCCAGCGACACAGAAGCACAGAUUUCACUCCACCCUGAGCCUCCAGAUUUGAUUCGGACCCAGCGUUCUUAUUAAGGCUGAGUCUAACCCACCUCAACGUGACUGGAACCUCAGUGGAUUUGUAACUGUUGGGUCUAAUGAACAGAACUGCACCUCUGUGUCAGUUUAACCCACGCUGAGCUGCACUACGGAGUAACCAUAUACUCCAAUGUACACUGUAAUACAAGCUACACACGCAACUAUCAGUGGCCCCCAAUACGGUUAUUCAUCAUCGCUUUAGUCCUGUUUCUAAUGGCAACCAAUUGCCUGUUUGCAUUCACUAGUUCAUUCUGAUUGGUUGAUAAAAAGUUACAGCCUUGGGAUGGAAUCUACCUACAAAUCUGCAUAGUUUUUUAGCCAGGAAUGUGUAGCUGAGACCAAUAAACAGUUUCUAUU
This is a messenger RNA of Xenopus tropicalis (tropical clawed frog), 1562 nucleotides long. RefSeq names its product peroxisomal biogenesis factor 16 (gene pex16). NCBI's taxonomy places the organism in Eukaryota, Metazoa, Chordata, Amphibia, Anura, Pipidae. The record is from RefSeq and is marked provisional. Gene Ontology annotation, cellular component: peroxisomal membrane.